Penicillium cinerascens is the source of this 1356-nucleotide messenger RNA. RefSeq names its product putative hydroxymethylglutaryl-CoA synthase (gene erg13A). Gene Ontology annotation, biological process: ergosterol biosynthetic process; acetyl-CoA metabolic process. The coding region runs from base 1 to 1356 and encodes 451 amino acids. The record is from RefSeq and is a predicted model, not a curated record. The transcript has 4 exons. Gene Ontology annotation, molecular function: hydroxymethylglutaryl-CoA synthase activity. Lineage: Eukaryota; Fungi; Ascomycota; Eurotiomycetes; Eurotiales; Aspergillaceae.
AUGACUCCUCAAAACAUCGGCAUCAAAGCAAUUGAAAUCUACUUUCCCAGCAGAUAUGUUGCUCAAUCCGAUCUGGAGAAGUUCCUCGGUGCCAGCACCGGCAAGCAUACCAUUGGACUGGGACAGACGAACAUGAGCUUCUGUGACGAUCGCGAGGACGUCUACUCUCUCGCCCUGACAACCGUCUCCUCCCUCCUGCGCCAGAACACCAUCAACCCACAAACAAUCGGACGCCUAGAAGUAGGCACCGAAUCCAUGCUCGACAAAGCCAAAUCCUGCAAGUCCGUACUAAUGCAACUCUUCCCCACAAACCCCGACAUCGAAGGCGCAGACACCUACAACGCCUGCUACGGCGGGACAAGCGCCCUCUUCAACGCCGUGCACUGGAUCGAGUCAUCCGCCUGGGACGGCCGCGAGGCUAUCGUCGUCAUGUCCGACAUUGCUCUAUACGACACGCCCGCUGCACGGCCAACGGGUGGCGCUGGGUGUGUAGCUAUGCUGGUUGGGCCUGACGCGCCGCUGGUGUUGGAGCCAUUGCGGGCGUCGUUCAUGCGGCACACGUAUGAUUUCUACAAGCCGGAUUUCAAGACGGAGUACCCUGUUGUUGAUGGACAUUACUCGUCCCGAUGUUAUCUGCAGGCGCUGGAUGGGUGCUAUCAGCGGUAUCGGGCUAAACGGGCUGCUCGGGAGAGUGUGAACGUGAAUGGGGCCUUGUUGGCGACACCGUUGGAUGAAUUUGACUACUUUGUCUUCCACGCGCCGAACUGCAAGCUUGUGUCGAAGUCGUAUGCACGACUACUGUACAAUGACUUUGUGGCGGAUCCUGAGAAUCCACUCUUUGGGGAGGAUCUUGUUCCCCUUGGUAUCCGGGAACAGACUUACGAAGGAUCCCUGGAUGACAAGGAUCUUGAAAGGCUCUUCAUUAAGUUAUCUCGCGAGCGAUUCCAACAGCGUGUGCAGCCAAGUCUAACUGCCCCGACCAUGUGCGGCAACAUGUACACCGCUGGUGUGUAUUCAGGAUUGGUGAGCCUGCUCAGCAACACGCCCAGCGAGAGCCUCCUCAACCGCCGAGUGGGCAUCUUUAGCUUUGGCAGUGGAUUGGCGAGUACAAUGUUCAGCUUGCGAGUUGUUGGUGACAUUAGUGGUAUUGCGGCGCAGAUUGACUUGCACGCACGUUUGGCUAGACGGGAGAGGACCUCGCCUGAGUUCUACCAUGAGAUGUGUCGUGUCCGCGAGCGAGCAUAUCAGCAGAAGAAUUACACUCCCACUGGGAGCGUUGAAGCUCUCGCGCCGGGGACGUACUACCUCGAGCAUGUGGAUGACAAGUUUCGUCGAAGCUAUGCAGUUAGGGAAUAA